ACAUGACGAAACCUAUAUUCUUGUGUAAGUGAGAAAGAAUCAGCGAGGAUAUAUCUCUUAUUAAGAGAGAGAAAGCUAAGCACAAGAAGAAAAUCAGAAGAAGAUUAAGAUGGAAUGGAAGAAAUAUUACUUGGAUGUGAUAUUGGUGCCAUUAGGAUUUAUGAUAACAAUUGGUUAUCAUGUAUGGUUAUGGCAUAAGGUUCGGACACAGCCUUCUUCCACCAUUAUUGGAAUCAAUACUCAUGCUAGACGCUUUUGGGUCCCUGCCAUGAUCAAGGACAUUGAAAAGAAGAACAUCUUAGCAGUCCAAACUCUUCGGAAUCUAAUAAUGGGGUCAACUCUUAUGGCCACAACAUCCAUUCUCCUCUCAGCAGGCUUGGCCGCAGUCAUAAGCAGUACAUACAGCAUAAAGAAGCCUCUAAACGACGCCGUUUAUGGAGCUCACAGCGAGUUCAUGGUAGCACUCAAAUACGUCACACUCCUUACACUAUUCUUGUUCUCAUUUGUCUGCCACACUCUCUCAAUUAGAUUCCUCAACCAGGUUAGCAUGCUCAUAUGUACACCUCAAGAUGUGGUGUCAAUGGUGACACCGGAAUAUUUAAGUGAUCUGUUGGAGAAGGGGACAAUCUUGAACACCGUGGGCAACAGGCUGUUCUACUCGGCGGUGCCGCUGGUACUUUGGAUUUUUGGCCCUGUUCUUGUUUUCUUGAGCUCUGUUGCUAUGUUGCCUGUGCUAUACAAUCUUGAUUUUGUGUGUGGUGAUGCCAAGGGUAAUAAGGCAGUGGUGAGGAGUACUUGUGACAAAGGAGAUGGCUAUGUUUAAUUUGAUGAAUCGAUCAAUCUGUCAA
Messenger RNA from Arachis stenosperma, 848 nucleotides. RefSeq lists its product as uncharacterized. The transcript has 3 exons. Bases 110 to 823 code for a protein of 237 amino acids. The record is from RefSeq and is a predicted model, not a curated record. NCBI's taxonomy places the organism in Eukaryota, Viridiplantae, Streptophyta, Magnoliopsida, Fabales, Fabaceae.